AUGGCGCCAGAUCCCGCAGCCAUCGAUCCAUUUCACGGGUCCAUGAACACCAUGCUCAUAAGCAGCCGUCUAUACAAUCCAUAUACAAGCCUGCCUCGCUCUGUCCUCGCCUUUACCAACCGGCCAUCACCACCCACAGGGACUCCGCUCGUCAUCGUGCUCACCACAACACCGCUUAUCGGAACUGACACUGAUCAUAAUGGGAGCCUUGUACACUCGUCCCGUCCUCGUCCAAGUGCGGAAUGA
Molecule: messenger RNA, 246 nt
Organism: Parastagonospora nodorum SN15
Lineage: Eukaryota; Fungi; Ascomycota; Dothideomycetes; Pleosporales; Phaeosphaeriaceae
Exons: 2
Coding region: 1-246 (81 amino acids)
Source: RefSeq, a predicted model, not a curated record